AGGCACAGAAAUGAACAAAACAAGUACCAUUAGAAAUGAAGUUAGAAGCAGUAGGAGGAGGGUGCAAGUACCACCCAAAUAACAAGCAACUACCCGGUGUUUGUCCCUCAUGCUUAAGAGACAAACUCUUGAAGCUCUAUGACAGCAGCAAUCCAACUUAUCCUCUCCCCUGUCCUCCUCGACCUUACGUGUCUCGUGGCCACCGCCGCCAUAGUUCUCUCGUAAUGGAUUCUGCUUCUUCCACCAUGGUUAGCUUCAAUUAUGGGUUGAAGAAGAGCAACUCCAUUGCCUUUGCUUCGAGAAGCCAAGCCAUAAAUAGGGAAGUCAAUGGAAACAACAAGGGUAGUAAGAAAAGGGGUAUUUGGUCCAAGCUGCUCAAAUUGACCAAAAAGAACACCAAGGAGGCCUUCAUGCAUUCCAGGUCCGUGAGUGAGGGAAAUAAUUGGCAUUUUUAAUUAGUUAAUUUAGAUCCAGUUUUUUAAUUGAUGUAACUACACAUGAUUGUUAAUCAAAAUUAAACUCACCUCCGAAUGAAAGGAUGCGUGAUGGGAUGAGCACGGACGGUCUUCUAUUGUUGAGAUGGUUAUUGGCUUGUUCCAGGAAUUUUAAUGGUUUUCUAUACAUUUCGAUGUUCAUCACCCCCUCAACAUAAAUCAGAUUAAAAUAUUUCAUUCUUUUCUCUCA
Messenger RNA from Glycine soja, 684 nucleotides. RefSeq lists its product as uncharacterized. The transcript has a single exon. The record is from RefSeq and is a predicted model, not a curated record. The coding region runs from base 36 to 455 and encodes 139 amino acids. NCBI's taxonomy places the organism in Eukaryota, Viridiplantae, Streptophyta, Magnoliopsida, Fabales, Fabaceae.